AUGAUGAUGACAUAUGGGAGGCGAACUCCCCAGUACGAUGAUGCAGAAAUGAGAGAAUAUCUCGAGAUUCUAAGUACGCACAGCCUUGAAAAGACCACGGGCAUAAUCCAGUCCACCGCUGCAAAUGUUCCCGAUGCCUAUCCAAUUUUUCGCAAGCUCCCCAGGUGGCUGCUACCCGGUGUGAAGAUGGCCGUGGAGCAUACAAAGAGGGAAGAAGCAUUCUAUCUCCGACUAUGGAACGAGGUCAAGAUGAAGCUGGACGAGGGGACCCAGAAACCGUGCUUCACGGUCCAGAUGUUGCGGGAGCAGGAGAAGGAGGGAUUCGACGACCGAUUUGGCGCGUACAUCUCGGGUGGUUCGCUGGAAGCAGGCACCGACACGACCUCCAACACCAUCUUGGCCUUUAUCCAAGCGAUGCUGCUCUUCCCUGAUGUUCAGAAGAAGGCUCACGCCGAGAUAGAUCGUGUCCUUGGAGACCGUCUGCCGUCCAUGUCCGACUGGGCGAACCUGCCGUACGUCAGGGGAUGUGUGAAAGAGACGCUCCGGUGGUCGCCUACCACAACGCUCAUCGUCCCGCACGCGACGUUUUCUGAUGAAAUAUAUAAUGGGUAUCGGAUUCCGCGGGCCGCGGAAAUUGUCGUCAACGCCUGGGCCGUCAACAACAACCCGAACAUCUACGACGACCCUCGACGCUUCGAUCCCGCACGGUUCAUCAACGAUGCUCAGUCGUCCUUCGAGGCCUCCCAGAACCCCGACGUGACCAAGCGUGACCAUUUCACCUUUGGCGCGGGACGGCGCAUCUGCGCAGGCAUUCAUCUCGCCGACGUCACCAUUUUCCUGGCCAUUUCGCGACUUCUGUGGGGAUUCGACAUUACUCCUGCGCCAGGGCAGACGUCCCUGCCGGACCCUUUGCUGAGGACCGCAGGCCUGGUCUCGAUGCCGCUGCCGUUCCCCGCGAGGUUUGAACCGAGAUCGCCUGCCAAGGCAGACAAGAUCAAGCAGAUGUGGAACGAGGCAAGACAGCUCCUGGAUAACGAGAUGCAAUGGCGCGAGAUUCCCGAGACGUUGAAGUUUCACCUGUAA
Molecule: messenger RNA, 1083 nt
Organism: Fonsecaea nubica
Lineage: Eukaryota; Fungi; Ascomycota; Eurotiomycetes; Chaetothyriales; Herpotrichiellaceae
Exons: 3
Coding region: 1-1083 (360 amino acids)
Molecular function (GO): monooxygenase activity; oxidoreductase activity, acting on paired donors, with incorporation or reduction of molecular oxygen; heme binding
Source: RefSeq, a predicted model, not a curated record